This is a messenger RNA of Drosophila takahashii, 1146 nucleotides long. It is a transcript of the gene Grl65a, whose product is annotated as Gustatory receptor-like 65a. The record is from RefSeq and is a predicted model, not a curated record. Gene Ontology annotation, biological process: sensory perception of taste. NCBI's taxonomy places the organism in Eukaryota, Metazoa, Arthropoda, Insecta, Diptera, Drosophilidae. Gene Ontology annotation, cellular component: membrane.
AUGAGGCACGUGAAUCUGCUCAACCGCUGGACUCGCCACUUCCUGACGCUCAUCGUGCUGGUGACCCAGAUCUGUGGGGUCACCACCUUUGUCUAUAGCUCAAGGCACCGAUGCUUUCGGCAGUCCGGAAUCCUGCGGUUAUACUCCAGUUUAAUUCUCGCUUUAGUGACAAUAUUCCUAGUCAUUAACAUAAGUAAAAUGUUUGAUAGGCUGCCAGAUGUUUGGCCAUAUUUGGUGGGCAGUAUUGUGAUGCUGGUCGUUCGAGUCCGAGGAUUUAUGGAUAGUCAGGAUAUCGUAGAGCUAUUAAAUCAAAUCAAUGAAGUGCUAAGACAGGUGAAGCUGAUGGCCCGGCAUCCGAAUAUCUUUCGGCUGAGACACCUCCUGCUUCUUCUUUUGGCUUUGCAAAAUCUUCUGCGGUCCUUAAAUAUGGUGGUCGGAAUCAGUAGAUACUCUGAAGAAGCCUAUGACACACUGGCCAAUAGUUUUCUACUACUGAUCCUGCUGGGAGUUCUACUCAGCUUCCUUCUUCAGAUCACCAUCAAUAUUUGCCUGUUUGUGGUUCUCAUCGCCAGCUAUAAUGAACUGCAUCGAUGCAGUCGAAGGAUCUCAAAUGAUAUGGACAAACUGAGGCAAUGCCAAGUCCUUGAGAGCGGACAUUUUCUGGUUUUGGUGGAACAACUACGAGGAAUCACUGAGAGGUUAAUGGAAGGGCGUUCGAAUAUCUUUCAGGUGACCCUUAGAACCAUCCGCCACUUUCGGUUCCAUUGGCUGUGUGCUUUUAUCUACGGACUAAUGCCCUUUAUGUGCUUUACGGCCAUUGACCAAGAUGGAUUUUAUUAUCUUAUCAUUUCGGCUCUAAAUAUAAUAUUCCCAUGUUCCAUUUUUGAGAUUCUCUCUGGUGAAUCGAGGACUACAAGAAGUUUUUGCAGUUUUAAUUUAAUCAACUAUCAUAAGGCAACGGAUAGAACUAUUGAUGACUUGCUCCACCAGGGAAUCUUGCAACGCAUCCGGGUCACCAUGUAUGGCAUCACGCUGGACACGAAAUUCCUCUUGAAACUGCUGUCCAUUUGCGUCUUUUGGGCGUUUGUUAACCGGCAAGGAUACCUCCUGCACUUCCACUCUCCCCAAAUAGAUCCUGUCAUUUAA